This is a messenger RNA of Spea bombifrons (plains spadefoot toad), 2124 nucleotides long. RefSeq names its product gamma-aminobutyric acid receptor subunit beta-4-like. Lineage: Eukaryota; Metazoa; Chordata; Amphibia; Anura; Pelobatidae. The transcript is spliced from 9 exons. Gene Ontology annotation, molecular function: neurotransmitter receptor activity; extracellular ligand-gated monoatomic ion channel activity; GABA-A receptor activity. Gene Ontology annotation, biological process: monoatomic ion transmembrane transport; chemical synaptic transmission; regulation of membrane potential. The record is from RefSeq and is a predicted model, not a curated record. The coding region runs from base 20 to 1495 and encodes 491 amino acids. Gene Ontology annotation, cellular component: synapse; membrane; GABA-A receptor complex.
CCCCCCCUCCCCUUCCUCCAUGGUCCAGGUGGAGAUGUUGAGUCUGGGAAGAGAAAGCUGGAUUGGAACAAUUCUCUCUACGCUGGCAACCUUCCUGCUAGUCUGCUAUGCACAGAGCCCACCCUCUGGAAAUAUAUCAGUGGUAAAGAAAACAGUUGACAAGUUGUUGAAGGGAUAUGACAUCCGUCUGCGCCCAGACUUUGGAGGGCCCCCAGUGACUGUAGGUAUGAGUAUACACAUCUCCAGCAUUGACCAGAUAUCUGAAGUCAACAUGGACUAUACUAUCACCAUGUAUUUCCAGCAGAGUUGGCGAGAUAAGCGCUUGGCAUACACUGCUUUGCCACUCAAUCUCACACUGGACAAUCGGGUUGCUGACCAGCUAUGGCUUCCAGAUACUUACUUCUUAAAUGAUAAAAAAUCCUUCCUGCAUGGAGUCACAGUCAAGAACCGAAUGAUCCGGUUGCAUCCAGAUGGCACUGUCCUUUAUGGACUGAGAAUUACAACUACAGCAGCUUGUAUGAUGGACCUACGCAGAUAUCCUCUGGACCAGCAGAACUGUACUCUGGAGAUAGAAAGCUAUGGAUAUACAACAGAUGACAUUGAGUUUUUCUGGCAAGGAGGGGAGGAAGUGGCUGUUACUGGAGUGUCUGCUCUGGAGCUCCCCCAGUUUACGAUCAUUGAGACCAGACUGGUGACUAAGAAAGUCGUAUUUACUACUGGAUCCUACCCUCGUCUAUCAUUGAGUUUCCGAAUUAAGAGAAACAUAGGAUAUUUUAUCCUCCAGACGUACAUGCCAUCCGUCUUAAUCACAAUCUUAUCUUGGGUUUCCUUCUGGAUCAACUAUGAUGCAUCAGCAGCAAGAGUAGCACUGGGUGUGACAACAGUGCUUACUAUGACAACAAUAAAUACUCACCUAAGAGAGACACUGCCCAAGAUUCCAUACGUUAAGGCCAUUGAUGUUUAUUUGAUGGGAUGCUUCGUCUUUGUAUUCUUAGCUCUUUUGGAAUAUGCUUUUGUUAAUUAUGUUUUUUUUGGACGUGGCCCCCAACAACAGAAAAAGCUUAAUGAGAGGACAAACAAAGCAAAUAAUGAGCGCCACCGUUAUGAAGAAAGGAGGGUAAGAGAACAGGUGGAUCCAUAUGGGAAUAUCCUCCUCAGCACUCUUGAUAUGAGCAGUGAAUUGAUGUCAGCUGAAAUGGGCAGCAGUAUUGGUGACUCCCGGAACUCUGUCCUGUCAUUCGACACCUCUGGGAUUCAGUUCCGUAAGCAGCUAACCUCCAGGGGUGAUUUUGGCCACACUCCUCUGGAGCGCCACGUGCCCCUAACGGGCACACGUGGACGUACUAACUGCCGUCUGCGGCGACGUUCCUCUAAGUUAAAGCUUAAAAUUCCAGAUCUGACAGAUGUCAGCACUAUUGACAAAUGGUCCAGGAUAAUUUUUCCCAUCACUUUUGGAUUUUUUAACCUGGUUUACUGGAUGUACUAUGUCAACUGAGACAUUUUAUUGCCCAUCCUCCUACCCAGAGCUGCACAUUCCUUUCCUUGCCACAGGACACAAGCUUCACUGGAGUCCCAAUCCCUCCUGCUACAUCAUUUCAAUUUUGGGCAGGAGGGAGAAGCAUUCUCUCUGUAGUAAAAAUAUGGGGCAGGGCAACUGCACUUUUUUGUCAUUUUUUUCACCAACUUCCUUUUUCUCAUGCUACUGUUUGGAUGUUAUGGGACAAUCUAGAUGCUGAAUUGAAAAUACAUCUUUAUAAAGACUUCAUGAUUAGGAUGAUAAACUCAAGUCCAUGUAACAAAUCAUUUUUUUAAGAAAAAUAUAUAGGUAGAUGUACAAAGUUAGGUUGGGGAAUAAAAAAGCAAGCAGAGGAAGUUUUUAUAAAUACAGUUUCAAACUUUACACUUUGUGCUAAAAGGACUUCAGAGCUAUUUGUAUCAAUGUCAAGUAUUCUGUCCAGAUCAAAGACCUAUAUAGCAGAACAUCUCUUCAACAUAAUGUAUGAGUAUUUAAUUACUUUGGAAGAACUUGGGUAUUUGACAAAAAGGUUAACCACAAACGCUUAAGAAAACUGGAUUUGUUUAAAAACCGUGUCCAACUACAUCUACAGUUUCAAACAGAAAUAA